AGGCGAUCUUGUGCUGUGUGAUGUGAUGUGUUUUCAUGCCCGCGUCCGGUAAUUUCUACCUCUGGAAAACAUCUCUUUCUUGUUCUCCUUUUGUUUUUGGAUUGAAGGGACUUGCAUUCCUACUGUCUUCGAGAUUGUAUUUGAAAGAAUGCAAUCCAUUAAAUGUGUUGUUGUAGGCGAUGGAGCUGUUGGUAAGACAUGUCUUCUCAUCAGUUACACCACAAAUGCUUUCCCUGGAGAAUACAUUCCCACCGUCUUUGACAAUUACUCUGCUAACGUAAUGGUAGAUGGUAAGCCUGUCAACUUAGGAUUAUGGGAUACUGCUGGACAGGAAGACUAUGAUAGGUUACGACCUUUGUCAUACCCCCAAACAGAUGUAUUUUUGAUCUGUUUUUCUGUGGUGAGUCCAGUAUCAUAUGAGAACGUCAGAGCAAAGUGGGCCCCAGAAGUGAGACACCAUUGUCCAAACACUCCUAUCAUCCUAGUAGGAACUAAAUUAGAUCUGAGAGAUGAUCCAGAUACCGUCAAUAAACUCAAAGAUAGAAAUCAGUAUCCAAUCAGAUAUCAACAGGGAAUACAGAUGCACAAGGAAAUAAACGCUGUAAAAUACCUAGAAUGUUCAGCAUUGACGCAAAAAGGACUCAAGAUGGUCUUUGAGGAAGCCAUCAGAGUCUUUCUCUAUCCUCCAAAAGCUCCCAAGAAGCGUAGACAUCAAUGUGCAGUUUUAUGAGUUUGUAUGCAUCAGGUCACUUAUGUUUCUUUAUGGUGAAUUAUGGCAUUGUUGGCUUUCCAUGGUUAUGAUCUAAUUGAAUCAAUCGCAACCCUUUUCAAGACGGGGGCUACAUGUAGAUACACUCAGUACAUGAAUCUAGGUAUGAGGAAAAACAACUUGAUUGUAUAUGUAUCUGGUUUCCUCUUAUAAAUACACCAACUCAUUAUGACACUGUAUAGAAAGUUAUGUACUAUUAUGUUAGUGUACUGUGCAGGUAUUGCAUAAAUUGGAAGGAUGGAGUUCUUUCUAUAAACAAAAAAUCAACAAGACACUGUAUGAUUGAAAAUGUGGUAUUUGCAUUACAACCCAAAACAAGUUGAUAGUAAAACAAAUAGCAAUGUGUCUUUGCAUUUAGAUGCUUUUUAGUUAGAUGCAUGCUUGUUUAAUUUGUUUUGGUUUAUGUUUUUUGUCGGUUUUUGUUCUGUAAACUGGUUUGAUUUUUAAUCAUUUUAUAACUUAUGCUGUAUUUAUUAUUUUUAUACUCCAAUACUAUACUUGUUCUAAUAUAAGUAUUACUUAUACUUGUACUCCUUUAUUUGAUUUUUAUUUUGACAAAGCAUUAUUGCUUCAAAACAAAAAUUUGAACCAAAACCUGAAGUAGAGGUAGGAUUCUAAAGUCCAUACAUUUGUUUUUAAACUGCAUGUGUGUGUAAUUGUGUAUAAUCGUAUGAACAUUUUGAUCAACAAUCUUGCCCUGAUGUAAUGGAAGAGAAAAUAAUUGCAAUAUUGGCCAGCUUUUUAAAUUAUUUCAGCUAAGCUUGGUGUGUAAGGUUGUUCAUACUUUUUUUGCUGUCAUCUUUUUAAGAAGUGGUAAUAAACAGAGUUUCAUUGUUCUUAGACAAAAGAUUAUAUAGUGCAUAAUUGUUUGCAUGGCUGUUAAAAACAGUGGUAUGACACAGGUCAUGUGAUUGGUCAUGUGACUGAACAUCAUAUCAAGUUUUUAACCAUGAAACCUCAAUGAGAUAGGUUUGUUUGUGACUGUAUGUUUCUGAGAGAAGGUUGUAGUAGGGUUAGGGUGAUUUAGAAUAUAUAGUACAGGGUAUAAAUUAGUUAUUCGAUUCCAGGGCGAAUGUGUUUCGGUGAUGAAGUAUGAGGGCACCUGCCACAAGCACCACCUUUUUGGCUUUUUUUUUUUAAAGUGGAUGGUACUAAAGAAAUUGAAGUUUAUCUGAUAAACCACCAAAAAUGUCAUUGGUGUCAAAACUGUCUACAGAAAAUAGGUGAUGUCAUUUCGAAGUCUGUUGAUAUCACAGAAUUCAGUACUCUGUGGGUCUCAGGUGCAUGUGUGCCUGGAUGCUGUGUUAUAUCAAUAGGUAACCAUUUGGGCCAUCAUGAAUGUGACGUAUAUGAAGAACUGGUUAAAUGCAAAGUAGAAAUGCCACAAAGAUUGUUCCAGGAAAAAGAAUUUAAGACAUGGCAUGUUAUUAGUAUCAUAUACAUGUUGUGUAUUAUUGUUAUUAUUAUUAUUAUUAUUGUUUACCUGUGUGAAAUCUAUGGCAUGAAUCGUUGAAUGCAUCAAGGCUUUCUAUGCUGCUAGGUCUAUUCCUAAUCGUCUACUAGACUACAUGCUUUAGUGAUCAAUCAUUCCUAGAUAGUUUUCAAUUACCAAAAAUCAGAUUGUGAAGUAGCUGUGCAUUGUUUGGCUACUCAAGGUUUCACCACCAUUUUAAGCCAAUGCGAGCACAUCUUGGUUAAUUGAGGCCAUUGGACUAUACAAAACGUGAUUGGAUAAAAAGGGUAAAUUUAUUGCCAAAUGAUGUAUUUUAUCUUGUAUUUUCUUCAUUUUUUCGUUCAGUAUUUAUUAUACAUUAUUUAUUAUCCUGUUGGUGUAUUCAUUGAAAUUGUAUUCCUCUUAGUGACUAAGCUACUUUGUAUUUAAUGAUUUGUGAUAAACGUAUUGUAUAUCUCUUUAUCAUCGAUGAUUUCAUUUGUAACAUUUUGUUUUCAAUUACUUUUCAUCCCAUGAAAAAAAAUACUAGUAAUUUGAUCAUGAAUUGGCAAUGAUUUUAAUCAAUUUAAAGUCAACUCAAACUUUGAUUCAUUAAUUCCUUUCUGAACAUACAGACCUUAACCAAUCCUUCUCCAACAAAGAUAAUUGGUUCUAUAAAAUGGUCCUUUUACUUGUUUUAGAGAUUUUUUUCCUUCUCAUUCUUUUUCUGCUUUAAUAUUCUUACUCUUUCUCUUACUGACUAAAAUCACCUUUGUUCAUCUUCCUUUAUUUCUAUUCUAUUUUCAUAAGGUCAGAUUAUAGGUCAGCAUUUUAUUUGAUCUUUGUCUUUAUUUGUGUGUUUCCUAAUACAUGUACAUGCAUUACCAUCGUUCAUUGUCAUCAGAGAUCUACUUUUCAUUCUGGGUCAACAUCUUUUUCCUACAGAAACUCUACCACAUAUAAAAUAUUUAACCGAGCAAAUGAAUCACAAACACAGAAAAGAAAAGAGUCUGUAGAACUAAAAGAAUCGAAGGAAAACCACUUAAUGAGGUUUGACAUUACUUUGGAAGAGGAGCAUUUUGAUUAUUGCAUGGUGUUGCAUACACUGUCGUCAAUGAAACUCGCAGGAUUCACUGAAGGAGUGAUGUCAUAGUAAGGGCGGAACUUGAAUACAUGUAUUAUGAAAUGCACAAAUUGCAAGCAACAAGUAUCACUUUUGGAAUGGAAGUCUUGAUAGAUCAAAAUGAAUGUGCCAAACGAUGGGGAUACCAGAGCUGCCAAGCAGUAUUGAUUUUCUGUAUUUAGUACUAAAAAAUAAGAAUAAUACUGACGGUUUCAUGCAAAAUGCUGAUUUCUAGAGUUAAGUUUUAUGGGUUGUCCUAUGGUAUUUCUUUGAAAAUACUGAUUUCCUCACCAAAAUACUGAUUUUCAGCUUUUAAAAUUCUGAAAUGUUCUUUUGCAGAUUGGCAGCUCUGGGAUACAUGGAUUUGUAUAGGAAUGGAAUGCAAAGUCUCUUAAUUGAAGAGAUAAACAAAUUAUUGAUGGGAUAGAGUAUUUGGAAACUAUUUUUAAAAUCCUUGCCUUCAUUCAAUGCACAGGUAUGUUUAUUGCGCCAGUCUCAAUAGUGCCAUAAUUUGUAAACCUUUCUAUCUUGCAAAGUUUUCCCGUAUUUAUAAAGAAAAAAAAAGUACUGUCUUGAAUGUGUACAUAGAUCAUGUAUAUAGUUGUAUAGAUCUGUGAAAGUACUGAGAGGAAACAGACCAUCCUGUAUGAAUUAUUUCUCAUAUGAAAGCUUUUCAUUCAACAGUGUGUUUCAAUCUCUGUUCUGAUAUAAAUCUUGUAUAAUGCUUGAUAUCUUAUAUGAUUUUGAUGUUCCUACGUAUAUUAUUCUUGAAUGUCAUUUUGCCAAUCUUUGCUAGCAUCAAUUAGAUAGGUUUAACAAAAUGACUGAAUAUGAUACACUUGUAGUUGUCUGAUAUCAACCUUGUAGUAAUAGCUAGAGCACAAAUAUUGGGGCAGGGAGUAAUCAUUGACUUUAUUUUUUUAUUUUAGGAUUCACCCUAAUGUCCCUUGUAUGUUAGAGACUAUUGAAUGUUCUACUUGUGAAUGUUGUACAUCAAGAUACUAUUUUGUUGUCAUGGCUUUCUGAAUGAUUUUUAUCUCGUAGAAAUGAACACCCAAGUUUAAAGUAAGGAACUGAAUCGUUUCCAACUGGUUACUUUUAUUCAUUGUCGGCUUUUUACUUGAGAGGCUUUUUUUUUUCAGAAAUAAAAUCAUGGUGUACACGGUUAAAUAAUUAUGUUACAUAUCUAUGAUAAAGAUGGUGAAGACUUUAAAAAUCAAAUUACUAUCACUGUCCUGUGAUUUAUGCAGAAAUAAAUGUCAGUUUUCAUGGAGAUUGAUAGCAUAGUAGAUUUCCAUGUGGUAUGCAGGUUGGGGGGUAACCUUUUUCCCCUCCAAAGCAAAUUUCUUUUUGAUGAAAGUUGUGUUUUACACCUCUUUUUUAUGAUGAAAGAAAUUUGUUUAAAGUCAAGUUGUUGCAUUCCUGAAUAUCCUGAAACAUUUGAAAGGGGAGUCCACCCUGGAUUCAUUCUGGUUUAAAUAAAAUCAGAAAAAUAAAGGCAAAUCUUGUUGAAGGUUUUGUAAAAUCCAUCAAAGAAUUACUGGUUCAUAUAUUUUUUUUCAAGUUUUAAUCAUAGAAUGUUGUGGAAUCACUUGUGGGCAUCUGUCCCAUUAGCCAUGUACAUUUAAUGUCAAUUCUAUACAGUUUUUUUUAGACAAAUUGAAAUGUUUUAUGUGUGCAUUCAAUGUGUAAUCAAACACUUGUUUCUGUCCUAGUCAUCAUGACAUGAAAGUGCUGCUCACACAUGAUUCGACAUAAUCGAACUACAAACUCAUUAUUUGAUUUUGAUGUACUAAGUAUUUGCCCAACCUUAUGCUAUUAUCAGUUACUGAUUGACCUUUAUAGGGUGGACUUCUACUUAUAAUGUUCUUUUGUGAGUUUGGGGUGUUGUGUAUAUUCUAAACACGUAAAGUGAAACUUCUCAACUUCAUAUAGCAGUACUGUGUAGAUGCCUAGAUUAUUAUCUCCUUGAUAUAGAAUAUACAUGUGCAUUGUCAUAGUAUAAAGGUACAUUGCAUCCAGUCCGGGUAACUGUCCCAAAAUGUAUCAAAUCACUUGCAGAACGGUUGCAUAAUAACUUACGAACCAGGGGUCGGUUUCAUAAAGCUGUUCGUAAGUUAAGAGCGACUUUAAGAACGACUGGUGAUCCAUUCUUAUGGUAAACGGUAUAUUCAUUGGCGAUGGUUAAGCGCGUAAAAAGGAUCACCAGCCGUUCUUUAAGUCGCUCUUAACUUACGAACAGCUUUAUGAAACGGGCCCCUGACAUGGUGAAUGAUCGGUGUGAACGGUGUCAUUGGAAUAGCAUAAAUAAAUAAUUUAUUCCCUCUUUCAUUCCUGAACCGUACCUCUUGACUUGGGACUAGAUUGCUUUUAUCAUUUAUAUUCCACAACUUUUUUAAAAAUUUUCAAUGGAAUUGCAAACUUUGUUCUUCUGUUAUUUUCUGUUUUCCCUUUCACAAGAAGAAAAACUAGAUGCUGCUUUUAUAAAAACCUUUUUUAACCCCUUGUAUUCAUUGUUAGAUAGGGAUGAGUAUCUAAAUUAUUUAUAAAUCUACCUAUGUGUUAUGGUGUACUGUAUACACCAUAUAUUUCAUCUGAAGACAUAUUUUUACCCAACUUUUUCUAAAUUGAUCUCAAUUCUUUGUAUAGAUAAAUUAAGAAUUGAAUUCACUGCCGCUAUUUAGUUGCAAAAAUUGAUGAGGUUCCACCUAAAGGAAAUAUUUCACCCUCUUUGUCUACCCCCUCCCCUACCAAUAAAAAACCCCAACGAUUAAUUGAAAAAGGUUAUUGAAAAGUUUUAUUUGUUUGGAAAUUCCUCAUUUGCAAUUGUAUUUGUUAUACUUCUGAACCAAAAAUUUCUUUCAUUGGGAUGUCAUGUACUCACUAUUGUAACUUGGAAAAAUAUGCAUGUCUGGCUGACAAGUUGUGCAAUUAGAAUUAUUGGCCUUCUUAUCAUUUGUAAAAAAAAUAAUAAAAUACUGUAAUUCCAUUUAUUAUUCAUUUAGCAAAUAUAUUCAAUACUAAUCAUAAAUUUCCAAGAAUUGCUAAAAUGGAUCACAAAAGUGAAAAGGGGGUAAUUUAAUGGCCUAGGAUUAUUUCACGUUUGUGUAAAUGUUCAUCUUAUAUUGCCCUUACAUUUGAUUUUUUUUCUUCAUUUUUUAUAGUACCGUACCAAUUCUGAAUAUCAAUAUUCAUUUAACAGUACCUAUCCAUUAUCCAUCAAUGUAAAGACUGGAUAUUGUUUUGUGAUCAGUACAAAUUUUGAAAUAAUAAUAUUCAUAUAAUUACCAUUGCUAUGCAUUCAGUAAUAAGACUAUGAAUAUUCAUUUUUAAACAAUAUUUAUCAUGAAUAGUAAUGUGCCUACUCAUGUCACAAUACAAAUAUUUCAUUUGCAUUUUUAUCUCUACGAAUAUGCAUAUUUUAAAGAGAACUGACAUUCUUCGUUAUCUUUAUAUUUUCAAAACAAAACCUCCCUAUGAAUAUUCAUUGUUGAACAGUAGAUUUUACAGUUAUUAUUCUAAGUCUACUCUUAUGUACUUCCAACAAUAUUUCUUAUUUAAUAGACAUAUGUUUGUAAGUACUUGUUAUGUCUAUUACUGCCUACACAUUUCAAAUAUGUGUUUUAUUUAUUUCGGUGGGUGAUGGGAUUAAUUUAAUCAAAGUUAUCUGGGGUUUAAAUUCUUAUAAAGUGCAAUGGAAUUGAUUAGCAAAUGUAUUCUUCGUUUCAAAUCAGGAGUUUUUUUUUUAUCUUAAUAGAUUUGAUUUUAGCCCUGUGAUAUGACAUACAUAAGUGUAUUACAAAGAUGAUUGAUUGUAUGUGAAGUAAUAUUAUUCAAUGCAUCUCUUUCUAAACUUCUAAGGCACAGUGAAACUCGACCCUUUUUUUACUUUAAAAAUGUUCCCGAUAAUAUGUUUACCAUAUUUUGUAUGAUCAUUGGGCCAAUGAUAAAUAAAAAAUCUUCCAUGUCUCUCACAAAUGAA
Molecule: messenger RNA, 7306 nt
Organism: Lytechinus pictus (painted urchin)
Lineage: Eukaryota; Metazoa; Echinodermata; Echinoidea; Temnopleuroida; Toxopneustidae
Product: ras-related C3 botulinum toxin substrate 1-like
Exons: 7
Coding region: 149-730 (193 amino acids)
Biological process (GO): engulfment of apoptotic cell; cortical cytoskeleton organization; regulation of cell shape
Cellular component (GO): cell projection; cytoplasmic vesicle; cytoskeleton
Molecular function (GO): protein kinase binding; GTP binding; GTPase activity
Source: RefSeq, a predicted model, not a curated record